Messenger RNA from Acanthopagrus latus (yellowfin seabream), 1899 nucleotides. Its product is annotated as gastrula zinc finger protein XlCGF57.1-like. The transcript has 2 exons. Gene Ontology annotation, molecular function: DNA-binding transcription factor activity, RNA polymerase II-specific; RNA polymerase II cis-regulatory region sequence-specific DNA binding. The record is from RefSeq and is a predicted model, not a curated record. Bases 181 to 1860 code for a protein of 559 amino acids. Gene Ontology annotation, biological process: regulation of transcription by RNA polymerase II. NCBI's taxonomy places the organism in Eukaryota, Metazoa, Chordata, Actinopteri, Spariformes, Sparidae.
AGAAUAACACCAGGCCGGAAAUAGUCUGUGUUUGCUGAACGCGCGCGCUAACUUGACGGCAGUCAGGCGCUGCACGUCGCGCUCUGUUUUUCACAACAAAAGCAGCGUGUGAGGAGUGAAGAAGAAGGGCGGGUAUCGGUCGGUUCGGCCGGAGAACACAGCCGCGGUUCCGCUCGCAUCAUGUCCAGCAUUCAGCUGCUCAGAGUGCUCGUUAACGAGCGGCUGUCUGCGGCCGCGGAGGAGAUCUUCGAGGCGGUCAAGAAGACGAUCGCAGGCUACGAGGAGGAGAUCCUGCUCUCCAAACGGGAGAUCCGCCGGCAGCGCAGGAUGCUGCAGACUGUUGUUAAACCUGAAAUAAAGAUAAACAAACACUCAGACCAACCACAGCUGGCUCUCUCGGUCUGGGACGAGGACUCCGAUCAGCAGCAGGAGCACUGUGACCAGGAGUGGAGCUCCAGUCAGGACCACGAGGAGCCUCCACAGACCGCCAAGAGCCAGGAGGACCAGCCCAGCAGCCAGGAGGAGGAGCCGGUUCAGGAGGUGGAGGAGGAGAACGCCAUCAGGUUCAUCUUCACUCCUCCGUACGUGAAGAACGAGCUCGACCAGCUACAGUCGGGGUACCAGAGCGCUAAAGGAGAAGAAGAUCCUCUGCCGAGCACUUCAGCCGAGCAGGACCAGAUGAAGGUGGAGGCUGAUGAUGGCGCGUCCUCCAGCUGUGAGGACAGCGACGAUGAGUGGAGGGGCAGCGUGGAAUCUCAGACCGACGACAGCGACAGCAACAGCAACCGCAACCGCAAGUGGAAGAAGCUUAAAGGGCCUCGACUACCAACAGCCUCAACACUGCACCCGACGAAAAAACCAAAGUCACGGAUUUGCUGUAAAGUCUGUGGGAAAGCCUUUCACGCCACCGUGUCGUUGGUGAAUCACAUGGAAGUUCACCCCAAGGACGUCUGCGGCGUGUGCGGCGAACAUUUGGAGACCGAGGAGAGUUUUCAAGCUCACCUGAAAACACACGUGAAGGCCGAAAUCUGCAGCAUUUGCGGGAAAUGUUUCGGGACCUCGAGCUCGCUGGAGACGCACAUGAGGAUCCACACGGGAGAGAAACCGUUCAACUGCAGCGAGUGUGGGAAGUCCUUCAACUGCCGCCACAACAUGAUGCGACACAUCCGGAUACACACGGGGGAGAAACCGUAUUCUUGCACCAUAUGUGGCAAAUGCUUCAAUGACUACUCCACGCUGAAGCGCCACCUGCUGGUUCACAUACACAAGAAGAACCUCAACCCGAGUAACACAACUGCAAACAAGGAUGAGAAUGGCGACGACGACGAGAAGAAGACGAAGACAUCGCCAGCGAAGAAGCAUCAGACUCGGACCAUCUGUGAGGUGUGCGGGAAGAUGUUUCACUCCAUGGUCUCGCUGGUGAAUCACGCCAAGAGUCACGCCACAGACCUGUGCGGCGUGUGCGGGACGCAUUUCGACUCGGAGGAAAACUUAAAACUUCACCUGAAAACUCACAAAAACGGGAAAGUCUGUGAGGUGUGCGGAAAGUGUUUCGACAGUCAGGGGAACCUGGAGAUGCACAUGAGGAUCCACACGGGCGAGAAGCCGUUCCUCUGCAGCGAGUGCGGAAAAUCCUUCAACUGCCGUCACAACAUGAUGCGACACAUCAGGACCCACACGGGCGAGAAGCCGUACCUGUGCAACACCUGCGGCCGCUGCUUCAGCGAUCACUCCACUCUGAAGCAGCACAGCAGCACGCACACCGGAGAGAAACCACACCGCUGCGAGAUCUGCGGGAAAGGUUUCCACCGAAAGACGUACGUGAGGCUUCACAUGAAGAGCCACACGACGGAGAAGUGACUGAACAUGUGACUGUAAAUAAAAACAUUUUCAUUUUGA